Messenger RNA from Lithohypha guttulata, 774 nucleotides. RefSeq lists its product as uncharacterized. The record is from RefSeq and is a predicted model, not a curated record. NCBI's taxonomy places the organism in Eukaryota, Fungi, Ascomycota, Eurotiomycetes, Chaetothyriales, Trichomeriaceae. Bases 1 to 774 code for a protein of 257 amino acids. The transcript is spliced from 2 exons.
AUGAGCAGCCUCCUAGACCUCCCAGCAGAGAUCCGCAUAAACAUCUACCAGCACAUCUUCGCCGACGCUAAACUAACCCUCCACGACUCCCACUGCUCCCUGACAACAGGCUUCGGCCGCAAAAGAAGCAACAUCUUCCAACGGCGGAAUAUUCACACCAAUAUCCUCCUAACAUGCAAGACAUGCUUCGACGAAGGCCAAAAGGUCUUCUACGAUAAUCUUGUCCUGAGCCAGGAACAUGGGCAAUACAGCAGUAUCUGGAAUUUCGUGUCUUGUUUGACGCGAGCAAAUGUCAAGGUUAUACAGAAUGUUAUGCUGGACCAGCUUCGUGUCGAGCAGUUUCCGAGUUUGCGGACGUUGCUGUAUAGCCAGACGUUGUAUGUGGCUGUGGAUGAGGAGAGUGGUUCGGAGGAUUCGGAGUGUGAGCCGAAAGACCUCUUUAGCGGAACAGUUCGUGGCGAUGGAAUUUUGUACGAUGUGUAUGCGGCGAGGAAGUAUUGUAGAUAUCGAGUUGCGGAGGCUAUUGAGGCUCGGCAGAUUGAUAUGCUGGCGGAAGUGUGUCUGAUAGCCUGCAACGCGGACAGUCAUCAUGCUUCGGCGUAUGGGUAUCGCUCUUCGGCAUUCAAUAUUAUUACACAUCUGUCUAGUUGUCCGGCGGAGCAUGUUGAGAUGGGACACAUCUACCUUGACUUCAACAAAUCUAGAGGUUUCCUGGACAAGCACGGGAAGCAGGGACGAGAUCUAAGCCUGCGGAGGCUAUCGCAAAGUGAGUGA